UUUUGGGAUUCCCGAGGCAGCUCCGGUGGGCAGCAGCGGGCGUACUGCUGCCUCCGGGAGCUGGGCAAGAUGCUGUUUGGCGUCAAGGACAUUGCGCUGUUGGAACACGGGUGCAAGGCCCUGGAGGUGGACAGUUACAAGUCCCUGAUGAUCCUGGGCAUCCCGGAAAACUGCAACCACGAGGAAUUCGAGGAGAUCAUACGGGCCCCCCUGAAGCCCCUGGGCAAGUUUGAAGUGGCCGGGAAGGCCUUCCUGGAAGAAGAUAAGACCAAGGCGGCCAUCAUCAGACUGGCCGAGGACAUCAAUUACUCCGUGAUCCCCAGGGAGAUCAAGGGCAAGGGCGGGGUGUGGAGAGUGGUCUACAUGCCCCGGAAGCAGGACGUCGAAUUCCUCACCAAGCUGAACCUCUUCCUCCAGAGCGAGGGCAGGACCGUGGAGGACGUGGCCCGGGUCCUGAGGCAGGAACUGUGGCCUGCAGGGGCGGGCCCCAGCGGUCUGCCCGCGAGAAAGUUCUGCGUUUCCGGGCCCGGGAAGGAGCCAGGGGCUGAGACCGCCGCUGGAGUGGACAGCAUGCCCACUCCGGACUCCACAGAGGAGAGCAAGGCCGGCGAUGACAAGAGGGGCAAGAGGAAGCACAGAAAAAACCGUCGGCGGCACCAUGCAUCUGACAAGAAGCUGUGAGGUGACGUGCGGUGGGUGGUGGGCCGUGUGAGUGAGGGUGGGUGGCAUAUGAAUGGGUGUGGGUGAUGUCUGUGUGAAGAUGGGUACCAUCUGAGCAAGUUUGGGGAAUGCGAAUGAGUAUGGGUAAUACAACUGAGGGUGAGUAUUACUGGAGCGCAUAACUUUUGAGUAAGAAUGGGUAUCACCAGAGUGAGCAUGGGUAACAUCUGAGGAUUGAGUGAGGAUGGGUAUUUUUAUCUCAGCUAACUUGUGGGUUACCUCUGAGUGGCUGUGGUUAGCAUCUGGUCAAGUGUGGGUCAUUCAUUCAUUCAUUCAUUCAUUCCACAGGUAUUUAUUGCACACAUGUGUGUCUCAGACACUCUUCUAGGAGUUGGGGGUGCAGAAGGGAAGACACCCAACAAAAACCCCUGCCUUCGUGGCAUUCACGUAAAGUGGGUAACAUUUGAGUUACCUGAAUACAUCUGAGAGAGUGUGGGUACCAUCUGAGUGGAUGUGGGUAAUAGCUGAGUAAGCAUAAUGUCUGGUUGAGUGUGAGUAUAAUCUAUGGAUUCAUGGAACAAAUAGCACCUACGGGCACUGUUUUAGGCACUGAGGUUACAGAAGGAAUGAAACAGGCUCAAAUCCUUGCCCUCGUGGCACGUAUAUUAAAUAUUUGAGUAGGUGUGGGUAACAUCUGAGUUACUUGAAUAAAUGCGAGGAGCGUGGGUACCACUUCAGUGUAUACCUAACCUGAGUAUGAGUGAGAGUAAUAUAUGAGUUGGGUAAUAUUUGCUUAGUUGCGGGUAACAUUUGAGCUUGUGGAGUUAACACCUGAGUACGUGUGUGGGUGUUAUUUGAGUGGGUGAGGGUAACUUCUGAAUGAGGGAGGGUCUCAAAAACCUGCAUACAGCUCUGACAACCCGGAGAUCCUGCUGGGACCAGCUGCGCAGCUGGAGCCAGAGCGGAGGAGAGCGUCCAGCUGUUGCCUUGGAGACCGCGGGCGG
Loxodonta africana (African savanna elephant) is the source of this 1664-nucleotide messenger RNA. RefSeq names its product PNMA family member 8C (gene PNMA8C). The coding region runs from base 70 to 681 and encodes 203 amino acids. NCBI's taxonomy places the organism in Eukaryota, Metazoa, Chordata, Mammalia, Proboscidea, Elephantidae. The transcript has a single exon. The record is from RefSeq and is a predicted model, not a curated record.